Messenger RNA from Mytilus trossulus (common blue mussel), 5019 nucleotides. Its product is annotated as deleted in malignant brain tumors 1 protein-like. Gene Ontology annotation, cellular component: membrane. Bases 1 to 5019 code for a protein of 1672 amino acids. The transcript has 33 exons. The record is from RefSeq and is a predicted model, not a curated record. NCBI's taxonomy places the organism in Eukaryota, Metazoa, Mollusca, Bivalvia, Mytilida, Mytilidae.
AUGUCCAUCCUUGAACAGAUGACUGUUCACAAGUGUUUUGCAAGCAGUUCCUUAAUACAAUUGAGAGGUGGCAAAAGUCGCUUUCAAGGAAGAAUUGAAAUAUUCCACGGUGGAAAGUGGGGUACUGUAUGCGAUGAUAAAUUUGACGAGAACGAUGCUAGGGUUGUUUGUCGUAUGCUUGGAUUAGAAGUUAUGCAUCCGGUUAUUCUAAACACGGAAUCCUUCGGAGAAGCUAAAGGAGAAAUUUGGGCCGAUGACUUGGAAUGUACAGGAGAAGAACGUGAUAUAUCCGGCUGUCCAUUUCCUGGUUUCGGUAAUAACGACUGUACUCACAAAGAAGAUGUCAGUUUGAUUUGCGAUGUUACAAAAAUAAGGCUAACCAAUGGAACAUUUGUUGGAGAGGGCCGCAUAGAGGUAAACCAUAACGACAAAUGGGGAACUGUCUGCGAUCAGAACUUUGAUGAAAACGACGCUAAGGUUGUCUGUAGAAUGCUGGGAUUUAAAGAUUCACACCCAACAGUAUAUAUGAAUGGAUAUUUUGGUAAAGGACCUGGCGAAGUUUUACUGACAAAUGUUGACUGUAAGGGAAAUGAAGUAGACGUCAAACAGUGUAAUUUCACGGCUUGGGGCCAUACUGACUGCACACAUUCGAGUGAUGUUGGAAUAUCAUGUGUACUAGAAGCAAAUAUAAGUGAUAGUUAUAUGUUUACCUUCCAAGCAACCCCUGUGAGACUAGUAGGUGCCAUCAAACCAUCAAAAGGCAGACUCGAAAUCUAUCAUGCUGGAGCUUGGGGGUCAGUCUGCGAUGAUAAUUUGAGCAUCAAGGAUGCUACUGUAGUUUGUAGAACACUUGGCUUCAUGGCAAGUCACCCAGCAAUAUAUCCUGGAGGACUUUUUGGUCACAGUAGUUUGCCUUUGAGAAUGACUGACCUUAGCUGCAAUGGAUCAGAAACUGACAUAUCUGCUUGUCAGUACAAAGGAUGGGGCAGUCAUAAAUGCCUACAAAAAGACGACGUCGGUUUAGAAUGUCAAACAAAAAUCAGGUUAGCUAACGGACCAACACCUUCCAGAGGAAGAGUUGAAAUAAUGUACCGUGGUGAAUGGGGAACUAUAUGUCGAGACGCAUUUGGUCAGGACGAAGCCAAAGUUGUCUGUCGGAUGUUGGGUUAUCAUAACACUAAUUAUCGCAUUCAAAGUACAGCAGUUUAUCAUCCUGGAACAGGUAAAAUUUGGAUGGAUGAUUUAUCAUGUGAUGGUUCAGAAAAUGAUUUAUCUGACUGCAAGUUUUCCGGGUGGGGUCAAUCAAAUUGUGGUCAUUAUGAAGACGUCGGUGUAGAUUGUGACGCUCGUGUUUCACUCAGUGGUGGAUCCAAUGAAGGUCAAGGAACUAUUCAAAUUUAUCACGAAAACCAGUGGGGUACUAUAUGCGAUGAUGGGUUUGACGUAAAUGCCGCAAAAGUGAUAUGUAAAAUGAUUGGUCAUCACACUCUCAAGCCAACUGCAUAUUCUCAAUCUGUUUAUGGAAGUCGGCCAGGUCCAGUAUGGAUUGAUGACGUACGCUGUACUGGUGCAGAAAGCGAUAUUGGAUCGUGUACAUUUUCAGGCUGGGGUAAAGAAAAUUGUGGACGCACGGAACAGGCUGGUGUUGAUUGUGGCAAUGCUUUUCGACUAGUGAAUGGCAAUACUGAACUUGAAGGCAGGGUUGAAGUUUUUCAUAAUGGUCAAUGGGGAACAGUAUGCGAUAACCAUUUCAAUGAAGCUCAAGCUCAAGUGAUCUGUAAGAUCAUGGGAUAUGAGCGAAGGCAUCCUGUGAUUUACAAAAAAGCUCAUUUUGGGCCAGGAUCUGGUAAAAUUUGGAUAGACAAGGCACACUGUCAGGGUACCGAGGAAGAUAUUGCAUCAUGCAUUGGAACAUAUCAUCAAUAUUAUGCGAUUUAUUCAGCUGUUGUAUAUUCAUAUGGUGGCGGCUGGUGGAGUCGUACUAAGUAUGCUUAUAAAUCAAGGAGUAGAUCUGCCAUAAGAUACCUGACAGAAUGGGGUCACUAUGGAUGCACACAUAGUGAAGACGUAUCGAUAUCUUGCAAAACACAAAUAAGACUGGUUAACGGAAGGACAGCAACAGAAGGACGAUUAGAGGUUUUCAACAAUAAUCAGUGGGGAACUGUGUGUGACAAUGCAUUCAAUGUAAACAGUGCAAAAGUAGUAUGCAGAAUGCUUGGAUAUGAUACAAAGUUCGCUGAAGCCUUUGAUGGAGCUAUUUAUGGUGAAGGAAUAGGAACAGUCAUGAUGAAAAAUGUUAAAUGUGUUGGUAAUGAAAUUGACAUAGGUGACUGCACUUUUGACGGAUGGAGAACUGGUACCUGUAGCCAUUCAAAAGAUGUCGGUGUAUCAUGCGGGGCUAAAAUACGACUUGUUGAUGGAAUAAAUGAGGCACAAGGAAGGGUAGAACUACACCAUAAUGGCCAAUGGGGAUCAAUCUGUGAUGAUUCGUUUGAUAUUAAUGAAGGCAAAGUCAUUUGUCGCAUGCUUGGUUAUGACGAUUCAUAUGCAAAGGUGUAUUCGAAUGCAUUUUAUGGUGGUGGAUCAACACCUGUUGCUAUGGAUGGACUGUCUUGUGUAGGAACAGAGACGGAUAUAUCAUAUUGUAAUGUCGAUGAAUGGAACCAUACUAAUUGUACACAAAAUAAUACUGCAGGUGUUGCCUGCAGAAUACCAUUUCGUCUCGUAGGAGGAAGUUCAUUGAACGAAGGCAGACUUGAAGUCAGUUUAGAUGAACAAUGGGGCACCGUUUGUAGUGAUGGGUUUGAUAUAAAUGACGCUCGAGUUGCGACAAUAUUCAUCACUAUUUUAUUGUUUUUGGAAUUAAGGGAACCAGAAAUAACAACAAAAUUUGGUGAAGGAUUGGGAAAAGUUAUGAUGGCACAGCUUAGUUGCAGUGGGAUCGAGCAAGGUUUGAGUGAAUGUGGAUUUAUUAGCGGAAAACAUUAUAACUGUGGACAUGGAAAUGAUGUUGGGAUCAUUUGUAGAACAGAUGUAAGGCUUGUUAAUGGAAAAUCUCCAGACGAGGGACGUAUUGAAAUUAAAUACAACAACGUUUAUGGUAGUAUCUGUUCAUCUAAUUUUGACAUGGCUGAUGCACGAGUAUUUUGUUCCAUGCUGGGUUAUAACAACCCAUUUCCUGAAAUAUGCACUUCCUGCUUUGGAAAGAACAAUGAAUCUCUACAUUUAGCAAACGUUAACUGCACCGGUGAUGAGUUGGAUAUCACCAAAUGUUCAUCUGCAGGCUGGCAUAAUACAAAUUGUUCUAGUGGAAGUGAUGCUGGGGUAUUCUGUAAAACGUUGGUUAGACUGUACGGUGGUGACAAUCCGUCAGAAGGGCGUUUAGAAGUAAAUCACAAUCAAAUAUGGGGAACUGUAUGUAGCGAUGACUUUGACAUCGCAGAUGCCAAAGUUAUCUGCUCUAUGCUCGGAUAUAAUACAUCAAAUCCUAGGAUAUGGAGUCAAAACUAUACACACGGCUCUGGCAGCGCCUGGAUGUCCAAACUCGGUUGUUAUGGAACUGAAGAUGACAUUGCUGCUUGUCCAUUCCCUGGAUGGGGAAAGGGCGGAUGCAUCGGAGUGCGUCUCACAGAGGGCCUUGUUCCAAAUGAGGGACGUGUUGAAGUUUAUCAUGAGGACCAGUGGGGUACAAUUUGUAAUGAUGGAUUUACAGUACAAAAUGCUAAGGUCAUAUGUAGAAUGCUUGGAUAUGAAACAAACAAUGUGACAAUUCUUCCACCUUCCUACUUCAAACCAAGCUCAUUAAGUAUAAUGAUGGAUGAUAUACAUUGUACUGGGAUGGAAACACACAUUGCAGCCUGUAACUUUUCAGGGUGGGGACAACAUAACUGUCAACAUAGUGACGAUGUUAGCAUUUCUUGUGGUCGAACACCAUUAAGACUUGUCAAUGGAACUCGUUUGACCUCAGGACGCCUAGAAGUUUACCAUAAUAAUGUAUGGGGUACAGUUUGCAACAAAAACUUCGACAUCAAAGAUGCGACUGUUGUAUGUAAAAGCUUAGGCUUUGAUGCAAAGUAUCCCUAUGUGGUGCCAACUCCAUAUUUUGGAUCUGGAAAUGAAUUGAUCUUAUUAGAAAAUCUUGGAUGCACGGGAAAUGAGACUGACAUAUCCAAUUGUUCUUCAAAUGGAUGGGGUCAUUCAGACUGCAAUCACGAUCAGGACGUUUCAUUAUUGUGUGAUACCUUUGCAAGACUAGUCGAUGGACCUGAUAGCUCGAGUGGACGUGUCGAACUGUUGCAUAACGGUGAAUGGGGAACUAUAUGCGAUGAUGGCUUUGAUAUUCCAGACGCUGCUGUAAUUUGUACAAUGCUUGGAUAUAAUAACACGAAUCCACACGUCAUCUAUGCUCCACAUUUUGCCUAUGGAAGUGGAUCCAUAUAUUUGAAGAAUAUUGAAUGUGCAGGAAAUGAAAGUGAUAUAGAGGAGUGUUCUCAUUCUGCAUGGGGAGUUACAGAUUGUAAACAUUCGGAAGACGUGGGCAUUGACUGCACAACGGAUGUGAGAUUAGUAGGUGGUAGUGGACCGUUUGAAGGCAGACUUGAAGUGUUUCACAAUGGCGAAUGGGGAACCGUUUGCGACAGUGCAUUUGAUGAAUCAGACGCAGUUGUUAUUUGUAAAAUGUUAGGAUAUCAACAAAGCAAUCCAGCAGUAAUUCCAAUAUCAAAGAUCAAGCCUGGAUUCGGACCUAUCUGGAUGGGAAAUCUUACGUGCAGCGGAGAUGAAGUUGACAUAGCUCUUUGUAAAUUUGGUGGAUGGGGACACACAGGUCACUGUACACACGCUCAAGACAUUGCUAUGACAUGUGCAAAAACUGACAUUCGUCUCAUAAGCCAAUUUUUACCGUCAUCUGGGAGAGUUGAAAUGUAUCACGAAGGACGAUGGGGAUCCGUGUGUGGCCAUUCCUUUGAUUCUAAGGCUGCAGAAGUAAUGUGCCGAAUGUUAGGAUUUAAGGCAGAGUAA